This is a messenger RNA of Colletotrichum destructivum, 1518 nucleotides long. RefSeq lists its product as uncharacterized. The coding region runs from base 145 to 1326 and encodes 393 amino acids. The transcript is spliced from 2 exons. The record is from RefSeq and is a predicted model, not a curated record. NCBI's taxonomy places the organism in Eukaryota, Fungi, Ascomycota, Sordariomycetes, Glomerellales, Glomerellaceae.
CUUGGACGACGAGUCAGUACUACGAGUAGCUAAAUGAAAACAACUGCCACUCCUUUUCUACCUCCGGCCCAUUACCUUUGAUGUAACCAUCUUUCAAAGGUCAUCUGUCACUCCUCCUCUAAGCUGAAGACGACGCUUGCGACAAUGUCCCGCCUUCUUUUCUGGGCCUUGCUGGCGCCCACCAUCGCCAUUGCAGAGGACUCGAUGUCGUACAUCUUCUACGACAACCAAGAGUUCCUUGUUAACCAGUCCAAUCUCGCCAGAAUCUCCUGGACGGAGGUUGAGGCAGCUUUCCAUCACCCGGCCCAUGUCGACGUGGCGAGCUAUGGAGGCUUGGACUGGACGAAGCCGUAUCCUGGAUCUCCCGUGGACGGCUUCCAGGCGCACCUCCGAAUUGCCAACGACGUCCCGUGGCCGGCAAGUUUCGCAUUAAACGAGACUACCGAGGUCACAGCUUUGACGUUCAGCAUUCCCGACUCCCUGAUGGAUCAUUCUCAAGGUCUGCCGAAGCCCAUGGACCCAUCGUGGUUUAUUUGCCAGCAUUACUUCGUCAGUGCACUGCCGGAUCCCACAGAGCCCGUGGAUCACAGCUGCGGCUUCUUAUCUGCGGAGUGUCGGGCCGACAUGGAGACAAGCCUUACAGGAAGUUGGACCAAGGAGGAUCCAGACGUCCCUUGCUCAGCCUUGAUCCUCGACCCUGUUCCCGCCAGCUGCCAGGACACGCUGGGACUGAUCCGCGGGGAUGUCAUUGCGUGGAACUCGGACACGCUUACAGACCAGGCUGCUGCCAAGCUAGUGACAGUGGAUGAGCUCAACCCUUGGUCUUGGUUCAUUGGCACCGGCGGGGUUGAAGAAGACAAUUCAACGGCCUACUACGAAGCAUCGAACCGCACGUAUGUUAUCGGUACCGUCUUCGGUUACAGCCCCAGUGUCACACACGGCAACAAGCAGGCACCCAAGCUGUCCCUCGCUUGUCUUCGACCUGAGUGGGUUCCUCCCACCACACCCAACAACCCGACUUCGACUGUAACCCCUUACGUUUACCCAACACAUGUUCCCUCUGGCGCUACUACUGUCAAGUCCUCUACCACGUCUUCAAUCCCGCCAUCCGCUACCAGUUCAGACUCUGUAUGUGUUUCGGGUGUCGCCUCUCCAAACAGCUCGAUCGGAAGUUCCAGCAGUUGUGCAGCUUCAGCUGUGAGUAUGGGUACGGCCCGCCCACGGCCUGCCAGUGCUUGGAGUAUUUUGGUACGCCUGAGACUACUCCUGAUGCCAACUGGGUGGAUGAAGGUCCCCUUGAAGGCGUUGCGGAUAAAUAGUUUGUAAAUCCUGGCAGCUUUGCGUGCAAGUGCGAUACUUGCCCAGAGUCGACAUGUCAUCCCUACUGAAGGAUGUUGUGGCUGGCCUCAUCGUUGUGGCGCAGUUGUGUGUUUAUUGUCUUUAACACAAAGGAAGGGUCUUGUGUACUCAAUUGGAUCACCCUUGUUAGGGAUUGAUAGGUUGUUUUACUAGAAUUUC